UGCUUACUUGCUUGCUAACCAGGGGUAUAAAUUGUUAGCACGACACCUCCACCAUCAGUCACCUUCUGACUUACUUAGAUUUCAGUUUCAGUCCUGACUCAGGGAUCAAAAGUUAGAAUAAAAAUUUAAGGAGGACAGCAGCAACAAACAUGCGGCUGUGUUUGUUGUGGAUGGCCUCGCUGGCUAUCGUCCAUACAACUCUGGCUCAAGAAGACGAAGGAUAUGACUAUCCACGACCUAAAAAUCCUCUGAUACCAGGUGUACCAAGUGGGAACAAAUCUCCAUCUAAUGGUGGAGGUUAUCCAGGGUCAGGUCCUUCAAAGACAACUCCAGGAAGACCUCAAGGACCAGGUGAACCCAGCUCACCAGGUCAAGGACGACAGGAACCUGGUUAUCCAGGUUCUGGAAGACCAAGUGGACCCAGCUUUCCAGGACAGAGUCCGCAGGGACCAAGUGGAGGAUAUCCAGGACAAGGAAGACCAAGCGGUCCUGCACAGGGCCCUCAAGGGCCAAGUUUUCCAGGACAAAGUCCUCAAGGACCUGGUGAAGGAUAUCCAGGACCUGGAAGACCGAGCGGACCAAGUUUUCCUGGCCAAGGACCAAGUGGACCUAGCUUUCCAGGACAGAGUCCGCAGGGUCCUAGUGGUGGCUAUCCAGGACAAGGAAGACCAAGUGGUCCUAGUUUCCCUGGACAAAGUCCACAAGGACCCAGCUUUCCAGGACAAAGUCCGCAAGGACCUAGUGGUGGAUAUCCAGGACCUGGAAGACCAAGUGGUCCCAGUUUUCCUGGACAGAGCCCGCAAGGACCAAGUGGACCCAGUUACCCAGGACAGAGUCCUCAAGGACCUAGUGGAGGAGGAUAUCCAGGACAAGGAAGACCAAGUGGUCCUAGUUUCCCUGGACAAAGUCCACAAGGACCCAGCUUUCCUGGACAAAGCCCUCAAGGACCUAGUGGAGGAUAUCCAGGACCAGGAAGACCAAGUGGUCCAAGUUUUCCCGGACAGAGUCCGCAAGGACCAAGUGGCCCCAGUUUCCCAGGACAGAGUCCUCAGGGACCAAGUGGAGGAUAUCCAGGACCUGGAAGACCGAGUGGACCAAGCUUUCCAACACAAGGACCAAGUGGUCCCAGUUUUCCUGGACAGAGCCCUCAAGGACCAAGUAGACCCAGUUUCCCAGGUCAGAGUCCUCAAGGACCUAGUGAUGGAUAUCCAGGACCUGGAAGACCAAGUGGACCCAGCUUCCCUGGACAAAGUUCUCAAGGACCAAAUGGACCAAGCUUCCCUGGACAGAGCCCUCAGGGACCUAGUGGAGGAGGAUAUCCCGGACAAGGAAGACCUAGUGGACCCAGUUUUCCAGGACAGAGCCCUCAGGGACCUAGUGAUGGAUACCCAGGUCCUGGAAGGCCAAGUGGACCUAGCUUUCCACCUCAAGGACCAAGCGGUCCUAGUUUUCCAGGGCAGGGUCCUCAGAGACCUAGCGGACCCAGUUUUCCGGGACAGAGCCCUCAAGGACCUAGUGGAGGAUAUCCAGGACCUGGAAGACCUACUGGACCAAGUUUUCCUGGACAGAGUCCUCAAGGACCAAGUGGACCAAGCUUUCCUGGACAGAGCCCUCAAGGACCGAGUGGAGGAUAUCCAGGACCUGGUAGACCUAGUGGACCUAGUUCCCCAGGGCAAAGUCCGCAGGGACCAAGUGGUGGAUAUCCAGGCCCUGGAAGACCAACAGGACCUGGAUUUCCAGGACAAAGUCCGCAAUCACCAAGUAGACCAAGUUUUCCAGGACAAACUCCUCAGGGUCCUACUGGAGGAGGAUAUCCAGAACCUGGAAGACCUGGACAGAGUCCAUCAGGACCGAGUUUUCCAGGUCAAGGACCGCAGGGACCAAGUGGUAAUGGCUAUCCAGGAUCUUCAAGACCAGGUGGUCAACGACCAUCAUCUCCUGGAUCGAGUGGCUCAGACACGUUUGAAGGAUAUCCUAAAGAAAGACCAUCAGUACCUUUUCCAUCUUCACCAGGAACAGGUGACAAACCAAGCGGAGGAUAUCCUUCUUCACCUGGUACUACUAAACAGCCAGGUUAUCCUGGAAAUGGAAGGCCUUCUACUUCAUUUCCAAGUGGAGAACGGCCCGGUUCUGGUUUUCCAAGUACUGGAACUGGAUCUCAAGGUUAUCCUGGACAAUCUGGUAGACCUGGUCAAUCUGAUCAGUCUGGAGGAUACCCGUCAAGUGGAACUAAAACGCCAGGAUCAGGCUAUCCAAGUAGUCGACCCUCGACUCCAUUUCCCAGUGUUGAUAGACCAGGAACAAGUGGUUCUGGAUCUCAAGGUUAUCCUAGCCAACCUGGAAGACCUAGUCAACCUGGAGGAUAUCCAUCAGGUGGUACUGGAUCACAAGGAUCAGGAUACCCAAGUGGACGACCAUCAACUUCGUUUCCAGGUGAAGAUAGACCAGGCUCAGGAGGAUUUCCAUCAACACCUUCUGGUGGUUCAACUGACGGAAGUGGAGGCCCAGGUUAUCCUGGUAAACCUGGGCAACGACCUGGUCAAUCUGGAGGAUAUCCAAGUGGCGGAAGUGGAACUAAGACUCCAUUCCCAGGUGGAGAAAGACCCGGAUCUGGAGGAUAUCCAGGAUCUGGACCCAGCAGUCAACCUGGCGGACAAUAUCCAAGUGGAGGACCCGGAUCAGGAGGAUAUCCUGGACCUGGACCAAGCUCUCAACCUGGUGGACAAUUUCCAGGAGGAGAGAGACCAGGAUCCGGAGGAUAUCCAGGUUCUGGACCAAGCAGUCAACCAGGCGGACAAUUUCCAGGAGGAGAAAGACCUGGAUCAGGUGGAUAUCCUGGAUCGAGUGGUCAACCUGGUGGACAAUUUCCAGGUUCUGACAGACCUGGAUCAGGAUCAAGUGGUCAACCAGGUGGACAAUUUCCAGGGGGAGGUCCUGGUGGCAGUUUUCCUGGCGGUUCAUCAGGUGGACAUGGUGACGAUGGAACAUACAAUGAAGGAGAUUACUCAGCAAUACCUGGUGAACCUGGUCAGGAUUAUCCUAUUUAUGCUGAUAUUCCUCAAACUAGUUUCAGCUGUGAUUCCCAACAAUUCCCCGGAUAUUACGCUGAUGUUGAUACUCAAUGUCAAGUCUUCCAUAUAUGCCACAACAAUCAAACGUACGACUUCCUCUGUCCUAAUGGAACUAUCUUUAAUCAAGAAUACUUUGUUUGCGUGUGGUGGAAUCAAUUCGAUUGCAAUUCAGCUCCAGGCUUGUAUUACUUGAAUGAAAAUCUUUACGAUUAUACAAUAAUGGGACCCCAAGGACCAAUGGGACCACUUGGUCCUCAAGGCCCAGGUGGACAAGGACCGAGAGGACCUGAUUUUCCUGGACAAGGUCCUCAAGGACCAAAUGGACCAGCAUCACCCGGACAAGGACCAAGUGGAACAUAUCCGGGUUCAGGAAGACCAGGACAAGGUCCUCAAGGUCCUAGUGGACCCAGUUUUCCAGGUCAAGGUCCGCAAGGACCAAGCGGACCUAGUUUCCCAGGACAAGGCCCUCAAGGCCCUAGUGGAUAUCCAGGACAAGGAAGACCAAGUGGACCUGGUUUUCCAGGACAGAGUCCUCAAGGACCAAGUGGACCAAGUUUCCCAGGACAAAGUCCUCAAGGACCUAGUGGAUAUCCAGGACAAGGAAGGCCCUCAGGACCUAGUUUUCCAGGUCAAAGUCCGCAGGGACCAAGUGGACCUAGUUUCCCAGGACAAGGUCCACAAGGACCAAGUGGACCCAGUUUCCCAGGACAGAGUCCGCAAGGUCCUCAAAGACCAAGCGGUCCUGGUUAUCUCACACCUCUUCCAGGACAAAGUCCUCAGGGACCCGGUAGUUAUCCUGGACAAAGACCACAAAGUCCAAGUAGUCCUGGACAACGACCAAGUUACCCUGGACAGGGUCCACAAGGACCAGAUUCUCCUUUCCCACCUGAGGGACCAGCAAAACCAGAUCGUGAAUAUUUACCGCCACUCGCUGGCUAAUUAUUAUUGGCCAUUUUUAACAAAUACUAAAUUCAAUCACAUCUCGACCUCAUCUAACUUCAAUUAUUUCAUUCUGGACAACAAAAUUUUCAUGAUACUUUUAUCAUGCGCGGAUAUUUUAUUCUUUAGAAGAUAUUCCUGACUCGAGGAAAUCGAUAAAAUUCUACAAUUGUAGUGGAAAUUAUUUUUUUUUUUUUUUUUGCGAAUCCCCACCAUCGUUGGUGCCGGAUGUGUAAAUACGAGCCUCUCCUACCAAGUAAGUUAAGUGUUAAGCAACUCAAAUGUCGUUCAUUGACGAUAUCAGUUAGAUAAAUAUAAUUGUUUUCUAUUUACAUAAGACAAUUCGUCCGAAUUUGAAGCUAUCAGUAUUUUUUAGUUUUCUUUCAUUUUGAACCCUUUAACAAAUUACAAUUUUGUUUCAAAUGUAAAAUUUUUUUUUUUUUUAUGAAAAGUUGAAAAUUUAUUUAUUCACUUAUUGAAUAUUUAAUGAAGUUACCAUUAAUGAAUAAUAGGCACCAAUUAAUUUUCAAAUGUUUAGAAAAUGAAAAGUCAUUUUUCGACUAUCUACAAAAGCAUCGUGCCUAAAUUCUGCUAAGUGCGUUAUUUAUAAUAUUAACAUUUUUCCUAUAUCUUAGUUGAAUUACAGAAGAAUUUGUCAAGUGUCAUAGAUUAAUUCCAUAAAUAAGAAACUUGGAAACUUAAAAAGAUUUCAUGUUAUUAUUAGAGAACAGAAUUUUUAUUUUAGAUUCAUUUUAUUAUUUUAUAUGAUACGAAUUGUGAAAAUUGAAUCAAUUAUUAUUGAACCAAGUAUUUCACUAUAAUUGUCAAAUAAAUUUUACAUAAUAUGUAAAAUUCAUUUGAAAUGAUGCUCAUUUUAAGAAAGAGUUUCGAUGUAAAUUCUACAAAAUUAAAAAAAUUGAGUAAAAAAAAAAACAAACUUUUCGUUGUGUUUUGAGCGGUUUUUUUUUUGCGCCUCGCUCAAUAAUAUUAGCAGAUUUUUCUAUAAUAAAAUGACAGUAAUCAUAAUCUAUCUAUUUUUUUUAUAACAAUGGUUUGUGACUCCUUCGUGGGAUGCCAUUAUGUAUAUUUUAUACGCGAAAUAAAGGAAACACCUUUGCAAAUAA
Leptopilina boulardi is the source of this 5134-nucleotide messenger RNA. Its product is annotated as collagen alpha-5(IV) chain-like. Lineage: Eukaryota; Metazoa; Arthropoda; Insecta; Hymenoptera; Figitidae. The record is from RefSeq and is a predicted model, not a curated record. Bases 150 to 4010 code for a protein of 1286 amino acids. The transcript is spliced from 8 exons. Gene Ontology annotation, molecular function: chitin binding. Gene Ontology annotation, cellular component: extracellular region.